GGAGGAAGAGGAAAGGAAAGGAGUCAGGCAUGGCUCUUACUCAGGGAGGCUUGACUUUCAGGGAUGUGGCCAUAGAAUUCUCUCAGGAGGAGUGGAAAUGCCUGGACCCUGCUCAGCGGACUUUGUACAGGGACGUGAUGUUGGAGAACUACAGGAACCUGUUCUCCCUGGCAGGAAUCUCUCAUUUUGACCUGAGUCUCAUCUCUAUGUUGGAGCAAGGGAAAGAGCCCUGGACUGUGGAGAGCCAAGUGAUGAUAGCAACAAAACCCAAUGGGUGGGAAUGGAUCAAAGGUGUGAACACAGUUCAGAGCUGGGGCAUCUGUAGUCCUGACACCUGUAUCUUUCUUGGUCUCAUCCUAUCUUCUGUGUUUGGAAGACAUAGUCAGAAGAUGGGAAACACUGGGCUCUCUUUUUUUCUGUCUGGGGCCCCAGAAACUGCAGGGAGCUGUCUCAAGUCCUCGCUGCCUCCUGAAGUUUCACAGGCUUUUCCUUCCACUAUGUUUUUGCCAUACUUCUCAGAUUAGGAGACUUAAGUCACAGAAAUUGAUUUCUCACAAAUCUGGAGUCUGGGAAGUCCUAGGUCAAGGUGCCAGCUGAAUUGGUUCUGGGGGAGAGCCCUCUUCCAAGUUUAGCCCAGCGGUCUUCUGGUUGUGUCC
This is a messenger RNA of Galeopterus variegatus (Sunda flying lemur), 656 nucleotides long. Its product is annotated as zinc finger protein 347-like. The transcript has 5 exons. NCBI's taxonomy places the organism in Eukaryota, Metazoa, Chordata, Mammalia, Dermoptera, Cynocephalidae. The record is from RefSeq and is a predicted model, not a curated record. Gene Ontology annotation, biological process: regulation of DNA-templated transcription. The coding region runs from base 30 to 524 and encodes 164 amino acids.